Teleopsis dalmanni is the source of this 2247-nucleotide messenger RNA. Its product is annotated as cullin-3-like. The record is from RefSeq and is a predicted model, not a curated record. Gene Ontology annotation, cellular component: Cul3-RING ubiquitin ligase complex. The transcript has a single exon. The coding region runs from base 1 to 2247 and encodes 748 amino acids. NCBI's taxonomy places the organism in Eukaryota, Metazoa, Arthropoda, Insecta, Diptera, Diopsidae. Gene Ontology annotation, molecular function: ubiquitin protein ligase binding. Gene Ontology annotation, biological process: protein ubiquitination; ubiquitin-dependent protein catabolic process.
AUGGAUGAAUGCAUGAUCUUAGCUGAUUUUGCACCACAUUUAGAUCUCACGGCUUUGGAUGGCAUUUUGCAUACCUUAAAGGAUGCAUUCCAGGAGAUACAAAGAUAUAAGGGCACUAAGUACACUUUUGAAGAAUUGUAUCGCCGCACAUACAACCUAGUGCUUCACAAGCAAGGCAAACGUUUAUAUAUCGUCUAUAGACAGGUUGUCGCCGAUCAUCUUAAAACAAACGUUCUCGCUAAUAUCAAAAACGGUCUACAGAACAAUUUUUUGCUAAAUCUGAAUAAGGCAUGGGCAGAUUAUCAGCUUACUACCGGUAUGAUGUGCGAUAUUUUGAUGUACUUGGAUCGCAUACAUGUGCAGCAGAGAGGUCUAGUCAGCACUUAUAACUUGAGCCUAUUGCUUUUCCGCGAUCACAUUAUUCGGGAGCAACAAAUACGCGAUGCCAUACGUGAUAAUUUGCUGGAACUAAUAGAUGAGGAACGCAGUGGUAAAUUGAUCAACCAGGAUCUUGUUCGUAAUAUCUGCGAAAUGCUUAUUAAAAUGGGUAUCGAUUCUCGUGAACAUUAUGUUUCAAUAUUUGAAAAUCAUCAUUUGGCUGCUUCUGGUUUGUAUUACAAAGCAAAGUCUCAAAUUUACUUGGCAGCCAAUGAUGCCUGCGCCUUUUUAUCGAAAAUUGAAGAUCACAUAGCUGAGGAAUGCAAUCGUGUCACUAACUACUUGGACAAGGGAACUGAGCCGCUCAUUAUAAAGGUGAUUGAAGAAAAUCUUAUUAGAAAGAAUAUUCGUAUAUUAAUUGAUAUGCCUGAGACUGGAGUGUGGUGUAUGUUGCAACAUAGCCGGUACGAAGAUUUAGCUCGUUUAUAUAAGGUAUUUCAGUUGAUCAAUGAAGAGGGUGUAAAAAUAAUCGCCGAAACUGUUUCCGAAUACUUACGCAAGCAAAGUGAAGUUCUUAUACCGGAGGAAAAUUCUAAAAUCAAUGCUGUUUUCUUUGUUAAGACGCUGCUUAGUCUGAAAGAUCAAUUUGAAGAGAUACUUCUACGUUCGUUUGAUGAUAACGCGACGCUAAGACGUCAAGUGAUGAACGAUAUGGAGUUUUUGGUGAAUAUGAAUCGGUCAUCUGCUGAAUAUAUUUCUUUGUAUAUACACGAUGAAUUAGUAAAGGGAAGUGUGUGCGAAAAUGAAACACAAACAAAUUUGGUUCUUGACAAUGUUAUGGUAUUACAUCGGUAUCUAGAAGACAAAGACAUUUUCGAGCGAUUCUAUCAGAUUCAUUUAGCUCGACGCCUACUUAUUCACAAACACAUAAUAGAGGAUCUCGAAUUAAACAUGAUUAGUCGUUUGAAAACUGAAAUCGGUUACAUGUACACAAAAAAUUUAGAUGGCAUGUUUAAAGAUAGAACCCUAUCGAAAAUUAUAAAUGACGAAUUCAAGGAUAUGUGUGUUCAUCGCCGACUUCCUGCUCCUAGUUUCGAUUUAGCAGUUAGUGUGUUAACUACGGCUUACUGGCCAGUUCCUAGCAAAUCACCAAACUGCAUUAUUCCAACUGACCUUCAAAUCGCAUUCGAAACCUUCAAAACAGUGUAUUUAGAGAAAUAUCCUGGAAAAAUAUUGAUUUUGCAGCCACAAUUUGCGACUGGAAUUCUAAGUGCCAAUAUUAAUGCAGAAACCCAAGGUAGUGGUAAUGAUCGUCGAUAUGUGCUUGAUGUGACCACAGCACAGAUGUGCAUAUUGCUACUGUUUAAUGAGAGUAAAGUAGUUUCGUACGAGACUAUAUCAAAGGAAACUGACUUGAGUGAAAAAGAUUUGUUCCGAGCUUUGACGUUUCUGGCCAAGGGUAAGAAGAGUCAGCGUUUAUUGUUACGUAGCAGCGAAACGCAUUCAAAAUCUGCAAAUCCAUCUGAUAAAUUCACACUAAAUUCUGAUUACUGGUCAAAAUAUUCUAGGGUCUCAUUUUACAAUAUGAGCUAUUAUGAAUGCAAUGAUAAUGCACAUGUAGACCGUAAGGUAGUUAAACAGUCGUCUGAACAGGAUCGUAGAGUGGAGAUCGAUGCUGCUAUUGUGCGCAUUAUGAAGUCGUCAAAGACUAUGACUCAUUCUAAUCUAGUGUCCGAAGUAAUGAAUCAAGUUAAGUCCCGUUUUGUGCCCUCAGUUGUGGUAAUUAAGAGUGAAAUUGAUAGUCUUAUUUCGAAGGACUAUUUAGUGCGUGCUGAUAAGGAUCGCAAUACUUAUAUAUACGUUGCUUAA